UCAGUCUGCCCGUGUGAUCGGUGGGAUGGGUGGUGUCGAGCGUUUUUCUGUGGUGUUCUGACGCCCUUAAGGACGGCCCUGUGAGGAUUACCACUGACAGGAGAUGCAGGAGACCUCUACAUGGAACAGGUGGCGGGGCCGUCGAGGGGCGUCGGCCACUCAGGGCUUUGGAGGCCCAGCGCGUGGGCAUCGAGGCCUUGUGAGGGUGUGUGGGGCACAAGCGGUGCCCGCCUGGUGCUGUGAGGGUCUUUAGUGCUCAACCUGCCGCCGUGUUGUGCUGCUGAUGCUUAAUAACCACGCAGUGUCUGGAGCUAAACCGUGUGUGUCGUGUGUGUUGUGCACGUGUCGGGCAGCGCCACGUGUAGUGGUGAUGGCGUGCACGUGGCCAGCCGCCGUCUUGUGAGUUACACGUGCUACAGGACCUAACGUAUGGCGGAGGGUGACGACACCUCAGGCCAAGGGCCGGGAUAUUCGCGGCCCUUCAGUGUGAUACAACCCUCGCCCUACGCCCACGAGCGCAACAUGGCCGCCCACAGACUCUCGGACUCAAGAUUUUUCUUCUCUGAGCGGCGGCUGUCGCAACUCUUCAACGUUGACGCCUGGACGGAAGAGAACGAUGAAUCACGCAACGACUUUGGAGAUGAUGAUGACCCUGGCCACGACCCUCCCCCCGAGCCCGCCCCCCGCGCCUCCUACUGCCCGCCAUCCCCCGGUACCCCGGGUGACCCAGGACCCCCCCCUGAAUCCCACUACCCGCCAGGGUUGCGGGAGUCAGCCCUUUAUUCCACCCUGAGUUCAGGUUGCCACCUCGAUCCGAGGUUCUCGGCCGAGGUGGCCCUUGACAUGGCCCGUCUCUCCACUAUCAGCGGAGGGUCAGCACGCUUCAGCUCGGGUCGCCUUGAUGAUGAGGACGAGGACGAGGAUACUUACGGCGGAGGCAACAACGGGGACGUCACCCCCACCCCAGGCUCCCCGGGGUCUUGCCGCAGCUCCCGGAAGUUGUCAUCACGCUAUUCCCAAAUGUCCACCUUGGCAGAUUCCCUGGCCUCCACGGGGCCUCGCUCCUCCCUCCCCUCUGUGCUGUCAGAUCUGGCAGGGGAGGUGGAUGGUGUGGCAGACCUACUGACAGACGACGACGAGGCGCUGGGACCUGGGCCGCGGGUGUGGGGCGGCGAAGAGGUGGUCAACUGGCAGGAGCGAUGCCUGGAGCUUGAGCUGUCCCUUCAGAGGUUUAGGGAUCAAGCCGGCAAGAUCAGGGAGCUUCUGAGGGAGAAGCAUAUAAGGGGAAAGCUGGCGGAGCUCGAGCAGCGGGUGGUGGAGGCCGAGACCCGCGCCGAGGAAGCCGAGGAGAAGGUUCGCGUGAUGGAGCGGCGGCUGGAGUGGAGUGGCGGCAGCGUUGGUGCUGGAGGAGAAGGAGGUGGAGGAGGAGGCGGUGGAGGAGGUGAAGGAGGAGCAGGGAGCAGCGAAGAAAUGGAGGACGUGGAGGUCCUUCAGGUGGAGAUGGAGGAGAAAGAAGCGGUCAUUACUACGCUCUCCACGCAGGUGGAAGAACAGAGACAACUUCGCCUGCAAGACGCCAAGAAGGUGGAGGCGAAGGCGGCGAAAAUCAAAGAAUGGGUCACUAACAAGCUGAAGGAGCUUGAGGACCAGAACGCCCACCUUCGGGAGCAGAAUGCGAAAUGCAAUGUUCAGCUGGAGCUUCUACGUGGCCGCCUGGCUCACCUCUCAACCAUGCAUACAGAGAGGGACAGAGACACAGAGAGGUUAUGGAAAAGGAGAUCCCUAAGUCUGCCUAAGGACUCCUCCCGGGGCAGCUAUGAGGGGGACAGACCCGACAGUGAUGAGUCUCUUCCCGACGGUCGAAAUGAAGCUGAUUACAUACCAUCCCGUCCAGCCACCCUCGGCCGAGAUCGCCGAUCAAAGUCAAGAUCCCCAGCAGGCUUGAGAAGGGCCAGUUCUAGUGACACAGAUGCUAACUAUGGGGAAAUUCGCUUCAAAUCUCGACACAAUGGACCACCUCGCACGAACCUUGAGAGACGGCGCUAUGAUGAGGAUAAAAGAACAAGGGACUCUCGUGUGGAUUCAGGUUCAGUGGACCUAGAAACACCACAGAGCCUCAGUCCAAAAAGUCCACUUGAGGUGAUGCUGAACAGCCUAACACAGAGCACAGGCAGUUUACCAAGAAGUCGAGGAGACAGUCCAAGAAAACCAGUGCCCCAACCCCGCACAAAACACUUGAAAAAGGGCGGGAGUGUGCCUACUUAUGUUACUAAAAGUGCUGAUAGUCUUGAUCUAGAACUUGACAGUUAUGACAACACUGAGAGCACAGACUCAAGUCAAUUAGCACGUUCUGGGGAUAGUCACCUUAGUGAUGAGGGCAGGCGAUCCAGAGCAAAAGAUGAACUUCAUGAUUACAGUGAAAUAUACACUCCGAGCAGGGAUCAAACAGCCUGGCCUGCUGAGACCGAGGCUAAUGGAGAGAAGCCACCCACUCCACCAUUGCACCGCUUCCCAUCUUGGGAAUCAAGAAUAUAUCAGGUGGCACAAGAGGGCCUCUCAGGAUCAGGUGGUGCAGGACCAGGGGAGACUGGCAGUAGAGUGAGAACCUCAGGCCUUGGGAGCUACCCAGAGAUCCACGUCCCUGUGUAUGCUGCUGUCAAAGGGCGAGCCAGUCAAAUCCGUUCUGUUCCCUUCACUGGGGACUCGUCAGAUUCCUCAGAUGGAGAGGAUCACUGUGGAGGAUCAGACUCUAGAGGCCUAUCCUCCCAUACUCCUUCCUCCUCUGCUGAGUCAUCAUCCAGCUCACCUUCCAAGAGCAAAACAUCAUCUCUCUCUCCAGCAAAGCUCUCAGGCUCUUCACCUUCCAAAAGCAUGAGGAGAGACAGCAGUCGGUUAUCUCAGGAUUCAGAUGAUUAUGCAGAUUAUGCCAUCCCACCUGAUGCUAUGCCAGAUUCUAUACCAGAUUCAGUGCCCUCCUUAAGACUUCCGGAUACAUCCUUUGAGUCUGGCGUGUCCGAUGAUUAUGCAAUCCCACCAGAUGCCCGAAGUGACAGUGGGUCGCUAGAAUCAACUAUGGCACCCACCAUCAGUGCCAGGACAUCUUGUGUUGAAACAACCACGAAUACUCUUACAUCAAGCCACAGCAUCGGUACUGUGUCUCCUCGCCGGGAGAGUUCCCUGGAAAAGAUGGGUUACUUAACCAAACUUGGAGGGAAACUUAAGACAUGGAAAAAGCGCUACUUUGUAUUAAAAGAUGGAACUCUAACUUACUGGAAAAGUCAGAGUGACAUACAUCGGAAACCAGCUGGACAAAUAACACUGAAUGAAGUGUGCCGAGUAACAAGAUCUGAGGGGGCACACACCUUUGAAGUGAAUACUGGCAAAAAGACAUACUACCUCACUGCAGAUAAUACAGCCCUUGUUGAAGACUGGGUCAGAGUUCUUCAGAAUGUGCUCAGAAGAAAUGCCACUAAAUUGUUGCUGAGUAAAGAAGACAAUAAGCCAACCUUACAGGGCUGGCUUACCAAAGUCAAACAUGGUCAUGCACGUCGCUGUUGGUGUGUUCUCAUUGGGAAAAUGUUUAUUUACUUUAAGAGUCCCAAUGACCAGAAUCCAAUAAGCCAAAUCAAUAUGCGUGAUGCACGAGUGGAGGAAGUGGAGAAGGUUUCUGACUCUGAAGGAGAAGAAGCAGCAGAUGAUGACACACCAAGAGAAGAUUUAACCAUCGGUAUAUUUCCUUCACACCAAGGUCCAACCUACCUCAUCAUGCCAAAUAAGCAAGAAAAGGACAACUGGCUGUACCACCUCACUGUGGUGUCAGGUGGAGGUCCCAAUGCUGGUACUCAGUAUGAACAGCUGGUGCAGAAACUGAUGGAGCUUGAUGGAGAUGCCAACUGUGUUUUGUGGCGACACCCACUGUUGCUGCACAGUAAAGAUCCCAUCACAUCCCCUCUUACCUCACUUCCAUCCUCACAACUUCAGGCUGAAGCUAUAAAACUAUUUAAGGCCUGCCAACUUUACACAUCAGUCUUGAUGGACUCAUCAGGUAUAGACUAUCAUGUGGUUCUGUGUCAGAAUGCUCUCCAGCAGUGCCUCACGUACCCAGAACUGCAGUCAGAGCUCUUCUGUGCUCUGAUCAAACAGACAUCGAAACACCUUCAAGCCAAACCAGGGGUCCAGGUAACCAAGACUCUGAACAAAAUCAAGCACUCCCGAAAUCUGCUUCUUUGUGCAACGCAGUCACUGUUUCUGUGUGAUUCCUCGGGAGCACAAAAAGCUUCACCCACCCUGGGGAGUGGACAGCCACUGCCAGCUGAUCCUAAGAUCAACCCUCCAUCUUACACAUUCAUUCAAGGAUGGCAGUUCCUGGCACUGGCUGUUUCACUCUUUGUUCCUAAAAACAACAAGUUAUUGUGGUAUCUCAAGCUUCAUCUGGAGAGAAAUGCUGAUACUAAAUCUGAGGUAGGAAAAUAUGCUGCAUAUUGUCAGCGAGCUCUUGAGCGAACCCUAGAACAUGGAGGUCGUGAGGCCAAACCCUCCCGUAUGGAAGUUCUCUCUAUCCUGCUGAAGAACCCAUACCACCAUUCCCUCCCCCAUGCUAUACCCGUCCACUUCAUCAAUGGAACCUACCAAGUGAUUGGCUUUGAUGGUUCAACAACCAUUGAAGAGUUCCUGUCAUCACUGAACCAUGAGAUAGGGUGUCGGGAUGUUCAGCAGUCAGGAUUUGCUCUCUUCUCAGAUGAUCCCAUUGAGAAGGACCUGGAACAUUGCCUGAACCGAAAUGCCAAGUUAUGUGAUGUCAUAUCCAAAUGGGAGACAGCAUUGAGAGAAAAAGGCUCUGGAAAGUUUGAAAAUACCAAAGUUAUACGUCUCCUUUAUAAAUCUCGAUUAUAUUACCGAGCUGCUGCUAAACAUGAAACUGACAAGGAAAAGUUGCUGCUGUGCUACCAAGUAAACCAACAGAUACAGCAGGGCAAGUUCCCAAUUACCUGGGAAUUAGCAUUAGAAUUAGCAACGCUCAUGGCACAGAUUGACAUGGGAGAAGUGAACAGUGAGAGGUCCAGAGGGUCUGGUUCAUCAGGCCCCUCAACAGCACACGUCCAGCAGGCUUUCAACAAGUUCUACCCAGCCAGGUAUAGGGAAGACCUUUCAGAUGAGGAUGCAAAGAACUUGCUCGAUAGUUUACAAGAAAAGUGGGUCAGUUUACGAGGAAGAUCACAGAGUGACUGUGUACGCAUUUACUUGACCUGUACCAGGAAAUGGCCUUAUUUUGGGGCUACACUAUUCCCUGCUGCUACUCCUUCUCCUGAUGGUCCCCCAACCCCUGUGUGGGUGGCAGUUAGUGAGGAUGCAAUCUCCCUUCUGGAUUACACCACAAUGGUGUCUGUGGGAAGGUAUGGAUAUAGCUCUGUUGUUACUUUUGGUGGAUGUCAAGAAGACUUUAUGUUAGUGGUACAUACACCUGAAGAGGACAGUGCCCACCACCCUCCAGGCACACACAAGCUUUUGCUGUGUAUGAAUAAACCAAAGAUCCUUGAGCUCACUCUUCUGAUAGCUGACUACAUGAAUGCCCUUGGUCGCCCCAUCCCCGGCACCCCGCAGACAGGGACCCUGACCCGUCAUGGAUCCAGAAGGUCAGCACGCUCACACAUAACCUCCAUCCCAGGGCAGCCUGAUCUGCUCAAGAUGACAACGGAAGUAGAUCACAAAUUGCAGCGCCUUGAUGCUAAGCGGAGAGCACCAGUGGACUCCUCUGUUGUCUGACCCUCAGUUCAGGCUCGGGCAUCCUGAGUCAGGUUCAUGCUCGGCCCCACCGCCACACUGUGAUAAUGGUUCACUUUCCUCCCAGUGUUCUUUCCUGUUUCUGAGGAAUUUUAAUCAAAUACUGAAUAUUGAUAGAUAAAUUCAUCAACAUUUCAGUUACAAGGGGGAAUAGGUAAAUAGUAUUGCAUGAUAAGCAACAUUACCUAAUGUGAAUUUAAAACAUCUUUUGUGGCCGAGCAUUAUCAUUAAAUAAACUUAAUUAGCUUCUCAUAGUGAGCAGUUUAUAUUACUUCAGCUUCACUUUUUUUGUAUUUUUUUACUGAAAUUAUAUUUGGGAUGAUAGAUCUAUUUGAAACUGUGUGGGGCACAAAAUUGAGGUUUUAUAAUCAUUGUGAAAAGAUAAUUGCAGGUCCUACAGCUAAUAAUGUGCCUUAUGCUGCACUGGAUAUCAAUGAAUAGGAGUCACAUUUCUUUGAGUUACAUUAAUUCUGAGAGUGCACAAAUGUAAUGAUGAUAGAGUUGCCAGAAAUACCACGAAUACACAAUACUCUGAAGUGCUAAACAACACUAGUCCAUUGUACACCUAGUCGUGAAAUGAAAGUAUAAAUCCUAAUUAGGUAAUAAACACAGCCAUCACAAGAACAAUAGAUCUGACACUCAUCAUAAUGGAUAGUGCUACAAUCAUAGAAUGGUUUUUAUUGCAUCACACAUCUGUAUCUCAACUAAAACAAAUUGACUGCCACAAAAUCUUAAUGAAAACACAAGGGUGCUUCAGCUUUGACAACUUAAUGCUGCAUACCAGUGAGACCUCUUCUAUAUUUUUCAACCAUAAUGAAUUGAAUCCAUGUUUAUGCAAGAAGAUUAAAUUUAGUAAAGUCACACACACACACACACACACACACACACACACACACACACACACACACACACACACAUAUAUAUAUAUAUAUAUAUAUAUAUAUAUAUAUAUAUAUAUAUAUAUAUAUAUAUAUAUAUAUAUAUAUAUAUAUAUAUAUAUAUUAGACAGUCCUUAGGUUGAGACCAACUGUCCUUCAUAACAUGAUUACAUAAAAUGUGGUCAUAUGCAGACUGCAGUACAUCUAUUAGGAAGAAAUAUAUAUUUUUUUUUUUCAGGAACACAUACAUAGGUGUUACAUAUGAAAAAAUUAUAUGUAUAUUAUAUUUUUCACACAUGUCAAAUCCCUAAUAUCCAUAGUCACAUUAUAUAGUACACUGCAUUAUAUUGAACAAGUUUUAGUUUGCAGAUAUCUUUUUAAUGUCGGGUACAAAAUUCCAUUUUAUAAAAAUAGAGCUGUUGAUAAUAACCAAGCAUAGACUGAGCUACUAUACAUUCAUUGAUACAGACAUUGGUAUAAACUUUUCUCUAAUUAUUGUUAUUAUUUCUUCAGUAUUGUUUUUAUGCUUUACAAGAUAAUGAACAUUUACACAUUUUAUGAUAAAUUAAGUGUUCCUCACAAGAAGUGUAUUUAUAUUAUGUUAAUGUCAUUGUGAUACAACCCAGUUAUACAAGUAAAAUAUUUCCUAUAAUUAUUGAAAUGUCAUUAAUGAAAAUUUGUGCCAUAAGUAAAUAAUGUAAAGAGCAAAAGGCACACUUAUAUUCAUGCAGCAUCACUGAGGGGAAUGAAAUGCAGUAGAUUAAUGGCAACAAGGAGAAAAUACCCAACUGUACCAUAGUAGGUAAAUGAGGAAAUGAAUUUCUUUUUAAGGAUCAUACAGUAUAUUGUUCAACAUACAUGUUAACACAUGAUUUAUGAGUCUUGUAUCUAGCUUUUUUUUUUCCAUCAUAUUUCAUUGAUAAUAUGGAUUGUAAUAAAUAACAAAAAUUAAUUUCUGUCAACUUUGCAAUGAUCUUUCUUUUUUUUCUCUCUCUGUCUCUCUGAAAGCAAUGUUGAUCUCAUUUACCACCAUUCAUGUGCCCUAAUGAGCUAUCAAUGAUAAAUGGUAGUCUACAUUAGUAAUUAUGACUUGACUUCUGUUGCAUUAACUCACACCAGUAAUCAGAGUUGUAUCUAGCUUUUUUUUUUUUUUUUUUUCAUCAUAUUUCAUUGAUGAUAUGGAUUGUAAUAAAUAACAAAACUUAAUUUCUGUCAACUUUGCAAUGAUCUUUCUUUUUUUUCUCUCUCUGUCUCUCUGAAAGCUAUGUUGAUCUCAUUUACCAUCAUUCAUGUGCCCUAAUGAGCUAUCACUGACAAAUGGUAGUCUACAUUAGUAAUUAUGACUUGACUUCUGUUGCAUUAACUCACACCAGUAAUCAGAGUUGUUGAGAGGGAGGAACAUAAAAGUGUUAGUCCAUCACUUUCCACCAUGGCUAACAGAUGCACAAUUGCACAUGUUCACAGAAUGAUUUGUGACUUCCACACUAUUACUGCACACCAUCGUAGUGAAGGGAACAUAGUUUACAGACUAACUGAUAAAGAAAUAGUGAAUGAAUUACUAAAGACUAUGUGGUAAGAAAGAUCAAUAAAACAAUCUCAAGUGUAUAGAUGAGUUGUUUUGUGGUUUCUCAUUUGAUGGCUGCCAAUCCUCAUAUUGGGAUUCCACAGCUAUGACAUCAAAUAUUUGGAGGACUUAGUAGGAAUUUAUCUGAUAUUGUACAUCACAAAGUCUUAAAAUGAAAAUUGCAGUGAUUUUCUUGGAAAAUCACUUUUAAGUAAAGAGGAAAUAUUGCAACUACUAUGUAGUAAUCUUGCAUUUUCUUUAGCUUUUACAUGUCAUAUCAUGAUGUAAUGAAGAUAACUCUUUGAAGCUGUUAACUAUUUUAUAAAUAGUAAUGUGAUGCUGUUAUAAGAUUGCUUCCCAGUUAAUAUACCUCUUACCCUACAGUAUGUGUACACACAUUGAUUCUUCUACCUUGUAUGUAUAUGCUGGUUUAUUUUAAGUAUUUUGAGUUAGCUAUAUAAUAGAAGUUGUGUAACCAUCCAAAGCAAGUUUCAUUUAAAACAUGACUAAGGGAGGUUGGCAGAUAAACAAUGAAAAGGAAUAGUAAAUCAAGAAAAUAUAAAGAAAUAGCUUACAUUUUUAGUCUGAAAGUACAGGCAAAUGAAUUUUAUAAGCAUACAUUCUAUGACAGGAGUCACAAAAUCAUUUAAUAGCUGAAGUGUUCAUAUUAUCAUGUAUUUGAUCAGGUAGUAUUUUGGCUGCAGUUGAUUAGUUAUCAUCAUCAUUGUCACUACCACCAUUAUCAUCACUAUCCUUUACCACUGUCCAGUUGCUUACACUAAAAAGACAAAAAAAAAAAAAAAUCUGAAUUGAAAGGUAACACCAAUAUUUUCAGUUGAAUAUAAGACAAAUCACUUGAACUUAGCCACAUAUCCAAUCAGUUGUAGUCCUGGGCAUUGAAAACUUUCUAAAGAUUCUAACUGCAUACAAACAUAAGAAAACAAAGGAAGGUGCAAGAAGCUAUCAUGGGAAUCCCUAUGUUGGGUUCCUAUAUUCUUUGAGGGAAAGACUUUGACUCCUAACUAACUCUUCAUGUCAUCUGAACACAGGUGGUGGCAUAGUGGAUAAGGUGGUGAGCGUGGGAUCAGGUAGAUGUCCAUGCGUAGGUUCAAUCCCACCACAUGCCGCCUUGAAACUUUGUCAUUUGUCAAGUUGUUUAAAGUUACCUACUUGUCACCAUGAUACCAAGAUUUUAGUUGGAAGUGUAAUUGCCUUACACCAAAGAUGCAUUUGGGUGGUGAUAUGGGGCCUAAUAUGGGUACCACUAUAAAUAAAAUUGCCUGUGCCACUAAUGGGUGGAAGCUGGACAGCACUUCCCAUACUCUUCAAAUAUACCUACAGGCACUAUAGGCCAUAAUAUAAAAAAUAAAAAAAAAGUAAAUAAAAAAAAACAAUGCUUGCACAAUGAGAGUGAUCAUAAUAUGUUGCCCUUUUUUUUCCUGUAAGUAAAUCUAUCUACCAUUGCCAAACCAGAAAGAUUAUAUGAAACAUUGUAGAUUGAUCAGACUAUGGCUGUGUUCACAAGUUAAAUCCAAGAUAGGUUAAAUGUGAAACUUUAACCCCAUUUCUAUAAUUUCCCCAGACAUAUUUAAAGCAUCCUUGCUUAUUUUUUGCAGCUUAUUGUGUGUCUGAAUUGGCUCAUACUGCACAAUAUACUAAGUCAGUUGUUUUAAUUAUUCAUUGUUGUGUUUGAUUUUAUGAUGUAGUACUGAGAAAAAAUAUGAAUAUAACCCAAAUAGUUCCAACUACUAUGGUACAGUAGUUACAAUACUGACACAAUGAUGCUAUGUUGCAGUAAAAAUAAUCCCCAUAUAUUAUUACAGGUCAUAAACAUGUAAUUUUUUUAUGAAGAUUGAUAAAAAUUUUACUUCAGAGGAACAUUUUUUAGUCAGGUCAUUCUUAUGUGUGUGUAUUGUCUUAGGAAUAUGAAUGAUUAUUGUGAUACUCAUACACAUGUAUAACAUAUGACUUUAAACUAUUACAGUAUUAGUACUGGACGGUGAAACUUAAAGCUAUGAAUGAUAUAUUUUUAGUAGGGUCUUGCUUGGAAUAACAAGAAAAAUUUAAAUAAUCAUAGAAAUUUUUAUCAAACAAUGUUACAACUCAUCAAUAGUGGCAGCAAUUGGUUUCUAUGAUUAUAUAUUUUUUGGGAAAACAUUAAUAUGAACCUUUAUAUAUAUUAUUUGAUUGCAUUUACUUUGUCAUGUGUUCAAACCACAUAAUUUUGUACUAGUUUAAUUUUUUACUGAUGAUCAAAGGUGCCAUAAAUACUAGUCAGAAUUUGUAAUAAUUUUUCAUCCUAUUCCACCAAGUCUGAUGAAGUAUGCCUUCCAAGAUUGUAUAACUAAGGUACAAUGUAAGGCUUCAUGCUAUGUAUAUAUAUUUUUUUUAAUGUAGUAGCUUGAUUAUGUUAAAUAGUGACUGCUGUGAAUGGAAGGCUUGCCAUUGUAGCUCAUGGAACAGAACAUUUAUUGACUAAAACCAGAGACGGCAGUUAUAUAUACAAUUAAUGGUCAACACGUUUAGUCAUUUUACAGACACAGAGCUUUAAAUUGAUGUGUACAGUUUGUGAGUUUUGUAUGUGGUCUGUAUAUCCCCCAUAUGGUUUGUGGAGAAAGCCAAGGGAAUGUUCCUGCUAUGCCUUAUUUUUUUUUUCCGUUUUGGCAUUUCAGUAGUUAUCAUACAGUCAUAUGUAAUUAAUAUGUAUGUAGGUAGUGACUUAAAGGCACAAACUGUGCAUACAUUACCAUGUGUGUGUCACACAUUGUUUCUUUUACUUUCAAUAAAUGUAGAGAAAAUAAUAUGAACACUGGUAAAUUAAUAAAUAUUUUCUAUCCCCA
Molecule: messenger RNA, 11063 nt
Organism: Portunus trituberculatus (swimming crab)
Lineage: Eukaryota; Metazoa; Arthropoda; Malacostraca; Decapoda; Portunidae
Cellular component (GO): cytoskeleton
Source: RefSeq, a predicted model, not a curated record